Molecule: messenger RNA, 1023 nt
Organism: Ilex paraguariensis (yerba mate)
Lineage: Eukaryota; Viridiplantae; Streptophyta; Magnoliopsida; Aquifoliales; Aquifoliaceae
Source: the annotation of a GenBank genome assembly
AUGGAUCGAAUUCUAGAAGUCGCCGGUUCCAUAAUCGUGAAAUGGAACCCAGAUACUUCAACAUUCGCAAACGUCACUUCUCUCUUCUACGAGAACCGUGGUGAGGCCAAUGAUUUCAUCAAGAACGUCAAUGAUUUGCAAAGGGCCAUGCACUUUUUAGCCUCUGAGAACUCCGGCUCAGAAAAGCUCGUUCGUGCCCAAAACUUGAUGCAAAUCGCAAUGAAACGACUCCAAAAAGAGUUCUAUCAGAUUCUCUCAAUGAACCGAGCUUAUCUCGAUCCUAAGAGCGUCAAUCCUGUUUGGAUUUCUGAAAAUGUGGCGAGAAACAGCAAGAAAUCGCCGGAAAAAGUUUUUCGGACUCUCGAAAUGUACACAGCCAUUGCCAAUCACUGGCCGGAGAUCGAGUCCAUCUUCUCCUUCGAAUCAACCUCAGACAUUCGAUCUCUAGCACUAACAUCACUCGUCAAGCUCAGCGAAUCUGUUAGGACAUCGUUAAUCGAGUUCGAAUCUGCGAUUCAGAAGAAUUCUUCAAAAUCACUGGUCGCCGGAGCUGGAAUUCAUGCUUUAACGACUGAUGUGAUGCACUACCUCUCUCUCCUCGGCGAUUACAGCAAUAUACUGGCGGAUAUUCUAGCAGAUUUACCACUGCCUGGGAAAUCUUCUUUGCCAGAGUCGUACUUUGACACGUACGAUUCCGAAGACUUUCCGUUACCGGCAAUUUCUCUCCGAUUCGUGUGGCUAAUACUCAUCUUACUCUGCAAACUCGACGGCAAGGCAAAGCACUACAAAGACGAUUCGCUCUCAUACCUCUUCUUAGCCAACAACUUAAACUACGUCGUUUCUAAAGUUCGUAUAUCGAAUAUGAAGUAUUUACUCGGCGACGAUUGGUUAACCAAGCACGAAACAAAAGUCAAACAGUUUGCACUGAACUACGAAACGGAUAGCAUGGAGCCGUGUCGUAGGUUCCCUCCCGGAGGAUCCGACAGCAGUAACGUCGCCGGAGGAAGUGAAGGAGUGUUUUAA